Dipodomys ordii (Ord's kangaroo rat) is the source of this 4138-nucleotide messenger RNA. RefSeq names its product sarcolemma associated protein (gene Slmap). The transcript has 22 exons. Gene Ontology annotation, biological process: regulation of voltage-gated sodium channel activity; regulation of membrane depolarization during cardiac muscle cell action potential; protein localization to plasma membrane. Bases 196 to 2265 code for a protein of 689 amino acids. The record is from RefSeq and is a predicted model, not a curated record. NCBI's taxonomy places the organism in Eukaryota, Metazoa, Chordata, Mammalia, Rodentia, Heteromyidae.
UAUCUCCAAGACACUAAAAGUAGUAAUGGUACUUUUAUAAAUAGCCAGAGAUUGAGUCGAGGCUCUGAAGAAAGUCCACCAUGUGAAAUUCUUUCCGGUGACAUUAUCCAGUUUGGGGUAGAUGUGACAGAAAACACACGGAAAGUUACUCAUGGGUGUAUUGUUUCCACGAUAAAACUUUUUCUACCAGAUGGUAUGGAAGCCCGGCUCCGCUCAGACGUCAUCCAUGCCCCAUUACCAAGUCCUGUUGACAAAGUUGCUGCUAACACUCCCAGUAUGUACUCUCAGGAAUUAUUCCAACUUUCUCAGUAUCUACAGGAGGCCUUACAUCGGGAACAGAUGUUGGAACAGAAGUUAGCCACGCUUCAGCGGCUACUAGCCAUCACCCAAGAGGCUUCAGAUACCAGUUGGCAGGCUUUAAUAGAUGAAGAUAGACUCUUAUCACGGUUAGAAGUUAUGGGAAACCAAUUACAGGCAUGCUCCAAAAAUCAAACAGAAGAUAGUUUACGGAAGGAACUUAUAGCAUUACAAGAAGAUAAACACAACUAUGAGACAACAGCCAAAGAGUCCCUGAGGCGGGUUCUUCAGGAGAAAAUUGAAGUGGUUAGAAAACUUUCAGAAGUUGAGAGAAGUCUGAGUAAUACUGAAGAUGAAUGUACCCACCUAAAAGAAAUGAAUGAACGGACUCAGGAAGAAUUAAGAGAAUUAGCUAAUAAAUAUAAUGGAGCAGUUAAUGAGAUUAAAGAUUUAUCUGAUAAAUUAAAGGUAGCAGAGGGAAAACAAGAGGAAAUCCAACAGAAAGGACAAGCUGAGAAAAAAGAAUUGCAACAUAAAAUAGAUGAAAUGGAAGAAAAAGAACAGGAGCUCCAGGCCAAAAUAGAGGCUUUGCAAGCUGAUAAUGAUUUCACCAAUGAAAGGCUCACAGCUUUACAAGUACGGUUAGAGCACCUUCAGGAGAAAACUCUUAAAGAAUGCAGCAGCUUAGGGAUACAAGUUGAUGACUUCUUACCUAAAAUAAAUGGGAGCACAGAAAAAGAGAAGCUGAUUGUCGAAGGGCAUCUAACCAAAGUGGUAGAAGAAACAAAGCUUUCAAAAGAAAACCAGGCAAAAGCAAAAGAAUCAGACUUAUCAGAUACUCUGAGUCCAAGCAAGGAAAAGAGCAGUGACGAUACUACGGAUGCCCAGAUGGAUGAGCAAGAUCUAAACGAACCUCUUGCUAAGGUAUCUCUACUAAAAGAUGACUUACAGGGGGCACAGUCAGAAAUUGAGGCAAAACAAGAAAUUCAGCAUCUUCGCAAGGAAUUGAUUGAAGCCCAGGAGCUAGCUAGAACAAGUAAACAAAAAUGCUUUGAACUUCAAGCUCUUUUGGAUGAAGAAAGAAAAGCCUAUCGAAAUCAAGUUGAGGAAUCUGCUAAACAAAUACAGGUUCUUCAAGCCCAACUGCAGAGGUUACACAUCGAAAUCGAGAAUCUCCGAGAGGAGAAGGAUGAUGAAAUCACGAGCACUAGAGAUGAAUUGCUUAGUGCACAAGAUGAAAUUUUGCUCCUUCAUCAAGCAGCAGCAAAGGCUGCCUCUGAUCGAGAUGUUGACGUUGUUUCUUUACAAGAAGAGCUUAAGAAGGUGCGAACUGAACUUGAGCAGUGGCGGAAAGCAGCAUCUGAAUAUGAGAAAGAAAUUGCCAGUCUGCAAAACAGUUUUCAAGUCAAAUGCCAACAGUGUGAGGACCAGCAGAGAGAGGAAGCAACUAAGUUGCAAGGUGAACUGGAGAAGCUGAGAGAGGAAUGGAAUGUAUUGGAAACCGAAUGCCAUUCUUUAAAAGAGCAAAAUGUUUUGCUAUCAUCAGAACUGCAGCGGCAAGAAAAAGAAUUGCACAAUUCUCAAAAGCAGAGUCUAGAGCUUACAAGUGAUCUGAGCAUCCUUCAGAUGACCAGGAAAGAGCUUGAGAACCAAGUGGGAUCCUUGAAAGAACAACAUCUUCGAGAUUCAACUGACUUAAAGACUCUUCUCUGUAAGGCUGAAAACCAAGCAAAGGAUGUACAGAAAGAGUAUGAAAAGACACAGACUGUACUCUCAGAACUGAAGUUGAAGUUUGAAAUGACUGAGCAGGAAAAGCAAUCAAUCACAGAUGAGCUCAAACAAUGUAAAGACAACCUGAAGCUGCUCCGAGAGAAAGGAAAUAAUCCUUCCAUAUUACAACCCGUCCCAGCCGUAUUCAUCGGCCUAUUCCUGGCUUUCCUGUUUUGGUGUUUCGGUCCAUUGUGGUAGAGAAAGAAACCCUGGCCCUGGAUGCCCAUGUUGGCUGCCCUGGUUGCGGUGACAGCCAUCGUGCUGUAUGUGCCAGGUCUGGCCAGAGCUUCUCCAUGAGAGUGUUUCUUGAGUCUGUACACCGUCCUCCCUCUAGAAGCGGCAUCACACUCAUGCUGGGGACAGACAGAACCAUUUUCUUCCUUUUUACCUCUUAAGUCAGCAAAGUGCAAGAAUACAGCUAUAGGGUCAUUGCUUUAAAUUAUAUAAAAUGUAUCUGUCUAUAGAAAGGAUAUAAAGUGUGACUUUAUUCUAUUGUAAGCAAUAAUUUGCUUGCAAUUUUUCAUGUAAUUUUUAAAUUAGUAUGUUGAGAUUCUGAAUAUUAUGGUGGCCUAAAGUAGGCUUCUUGGUACACCAAAUUAUUUAUACCAUUAAAUUUAUGGGUAUUUUACUCUGAAUUCUGAUGGCCAGAUAAUUCAUUUUUCUGAUUCGAUGACAACCCAAACCAAACAACCAAUACAUACAUGGGAAGAGAGGCCCUGUGUGCUCAGUGCCUAUCAGUUUGAAAUGUAUACACAUAUAUAUAGAUAUAUUUUUUACAUAUUUACGCCAUUUUUACUUGUUAUAAAACCACUGAGCUAUUGGGAACAAGAUUUAGAGACAACUAUUUGUGUGAAUUUUUUUUAAAGGAAAAAUACAUUUGGAUAAUAUUCUGUUAUAGUGAUAAUUUGGGGAAUAUGUGCACAUUUGUUCAGCCUUAAUGUGACUUGAAGAUGUAGAGGACAUCAACUUAGAAAAACUUUCCAUGAGAGUGUGUAUUUUCUUGAGCAAACUGAAGUAUUUCGGGAGCAAAAACAGUAAUUACACAAUUUCAGUGCAGUCAACCAAACUGUUGAGUCAAUUGGAAUGUAACUUAUUAAACCUCAUGUAUUUAAAGAGAUAUUUUCCUUAAAAGCCAAGUUACUUUCUCAUAUACAACAUUUUAGAAAGCAUGAUUUUUUUUCUGUCAUCUUUUCCUCCAAGCAUGUUUAAUCGAAGAAAGAAUGAUAUCUUUUUAGAUAAGCUUUUAUUGACUUAAUUUGGUUAUGAUGUUUCCGAAUUAAUUCACAUCAAGGUGAGCUGUUACCUACCCACAGAUUUCCGGUCAGGUAUGCAAAUGGUUAUUUUCUUUUUGUUGUUGUUAAUUGGGACUUUUCUGUUCAUUAGAAGCACUGUUCCCAAGAUUGGUAGUGUUCCAUGCACAGUGAAGCACCUAAACACUGCUUGAUGUUAUAAAUUUGAAAACACAGAAGUGAAAGCUUAGCUAUGGCGUUGUGCAGCACCAUAGUUAUGUCAGUAAAGUUUAUUUAGGUCAUAGAAUGUCCUAAAGUAUCACAUAGUUAAAGUUUUCAGUCAGUAAAGACUGGGAGGGAAAGUCAGUGAAUUGGAUUCGAUGUUCUGUGGAAAUACAUAGAUCUAGGCAGAUAUUGAAACGGGAGUUUAGGAUAUAAUUUGCCUUGUGAUGUUUGACAGUCAUUGUUUAUAUUUUAAAAGUUAUGUUUUUAAGCUACUUGGGAUUGUGUUGGGAGGAUCACUAGGUUUGUGGAGGAAUUAGUCACAAAUGACUUAUAGAAAAUACUGUCAUAUAGUUGAUUUCAUCAUUUUCUGUUGCAGGAAGCCACUCCACCACAGAAUGCUAAUAUGCCAGUGGUACCCAGUACCUCUUGUAUAUAGGUUAUUGCAAAUAUUGUUCUGAAAUGCUUAACUUCAAAAUUACAUUUUUUAAAGUAAAUAAUUGUUUGAAAUCUAUUUUGUAAAGAUAUAAAGUACAAUAGAAUUUCUGGAGUACAGAUUAAACUAUUUGCACUAACACACGUGAUGUGCAUGAUUUAAUAAAAUAACUUUACUCUCCCUA